CCCUUUUAACAAUAUUUCCUCAGACCCCUCUUUCCAAAAACCCUUCCACUACCACCCUCUUUUUGCUGCCCCUACUCUAUCUUUCCUUGUGCCUUAGCUGAAACCCCAUCUAAAAGAACCAAAUCACCCUACUGUCCAAACAAGCUCAGAUACACAAAUUUAAUUUUUACAUUGAAUUUGUUUGUUUAUUCUGAUUUGUACAAUUAUGGGUUGGAUUUUUUGAAAUUCUCUUGAUUUGGGCAGUGUAAUCCUGAAAGAGUUUAAUGUCUUUUCUUCAUUGGGAUCAGCAUCAACAACAGCAGCAGUAGCAGAAACCAGGUUUUUUUUCACAGUUUUGGCUCUUCUAAGCUACAAAAAAAUAAAAUUGAUUUUUAAUAUUUUAAUUUCUUGGGUUGUAAAAGUGCCAAUGUUUGAACUUGUGUGUCAAAACUCAAGAUCAACUGAUUACUUAGAGGGCAUAAAAAAUUAAGGGAUUUAGAGGGAAAUCUUGAAAAUCCUCUAAUCUGGAUUUCCAAGGCUUUAGAGAGCAGAAAAGGCAGCAAGAAAAAGAAGACGAAAUAAAUCAUGUAAUUGAACAACAAAAUAUCUUGGCAAACAUACCCUACACUACAAAGCAAAGGGGGAAAAUGGGGUUAAAGAGUACAGCAGCAGGAGGUGAGAUAGUACAAGUUCAAGGAGGGCAUAUCAUCCGGGCCACGGGGCGUAAGGAUAGGCACAGCAAGGUGUUCACCGCCAAGGGUCCGAGGGACCGUAGAGUCCGUCUCUCGGCUCACACGGCCAUCCAAUUCUAUGAUGUCCAAGAUAGGCUAGGGUAUGACCGUCCAAGCAAGGCGGUUGAUUGGCUGAUCAAGAAGGCGAAAGCAUCUAUUGAUAAGUUGGCUGAAUUACCACCUUGGGAUCCAACUGCUAGUGCUUCCAAUGCUGUUGAUGUAAAUGCAGGGCCUACUACUGAAUUUGGUGUGGGUGAUCACUCUGGAUCAUCAUCAUUUUAUGUUCCACAAUGUGUGGAUUCACAGUCUUUAGGUGAUAGUAUGAAGUCCUUUUUCCCUACUAAUAAUGCUUCUGAAGAAAAUUCCAUCAGUUUUCAGAACUACCCACAUGACUUGAUUUCAAGAGGUGCUUCUCAAAAUCAAGAUCUUUGUUUGUCUCUUCAUACUCUUCAAGAUCCCGGUGGUAGUAGUAGUGGUCAUCAUCACACGACUUCAAGUCAUCAUCACUCGGCCCUCUUUCAAGGGUCCGGGUCAUCGUUGGGGUUCGAUGGUGGGAACGGUGGGUGGACCGAAUCACAACAGCCACACGACUUAGGUCGGUUCACUCGAAUGUUGAGUUGGCCUAGCGGUGGUGGAGCUGGCAGUGGUGGUAGUAGUGGUGGUAGUGGUACAGCAGAAGGGAGGGGUGGAAUUUUAUUCAACUCCUCCCUUUUCCAACCACAAGGGUUGUUAUUGGGCCAUCAACAAGGCCCAAUAACAACAUCAACUUUUUCUCAGAGGGGUCCCCUUCAGUCCAAUUUCUCUCCACUCGCACGCGUAGUGGAGGAUCACCACCACCAUCACAAUCACCAUCAAGAGAUUUCAGGUAUCGGACAUGGAUCCGAUGGCUUCAUGGGUUUUUGUAUCCCAUCACAAAUCCAUGGUGAAUUGCAUGGUGGAGCUAAUUCUAUGUCUACUAAUAGGGCAUCUUCUUCAUCCAUGUCUCCUGAUUCAAGCCAACAUUGAUUAGAUGUCGACAUUGGAUGCCAAAAAAAAAAGAUUCCAAACAGGUCAAAUGCCUUGGCAUGGGAAGAGAAUAUCCAUUUCUGAUGCAAUCAUGCAAGAAAUACCCACUUUAAAUCAGAUUCGAUUCUCCUAAUAUUUGUGCAAUUUGGUGCUCUUUUAUGAGUGCGUGGGUAUAUCUACUAGCUCAGCUUUCCGUCUUUUCUAUUUUUCAAUAUGUUACUAUGUUUUUCUUUGCAAUUUCAACUAGUUUCAGUGCUUUAUUGUUUAACAAUCGGUUUGAUUCUGAUUAGAAUCAAAAUCAAAAUUAACCGUCUCAUUUCCAAUGUUAUUUAUAAGUUAGUACU
This is a messenger RNA of Beta vulgaris subsp. vulgaris (sugar beet), 2059 nucleotides long. RefSeq names its product transcription factor TCP4. The transcript is spliced from 2 exons. Gene Ontology annotation, cellular component: nucleus. Gene Ontology annotation, biological process: regulation of secondary shoot formation. Gene Ontology annotation, molecular function: DNA-binding transcription factor activity; sequence-specific DNA binding. Bases 627 to 1715 code for a protein of 362 amino acids. NCBI's taxonomy places the organism in Eukaryota, Viridiplantae, Streptophyta, Magnoliopsida, Caryophyllales, Amaranthaceae. The record is from RefSeq and is a predicted model, not a curated record.